UUUGGCAAAUGGAAUGAGCUUUGUUAUGGGAAUGACAAUUGUUGGUACUUUAUUGAAUCAUCAUAGGAUAGAUAAAUGGCUAAAAAAUAAAGUCAUUAUGACAUUAAAAAAAGUUCAUGAGUAUAAUAUUCUUCAUAAUGAUAUUCAUAAAGAAAACAUUUUGAUUGAUGAAAAAGGAUAUGUGUAUUUGCUUGAUUGAUUUUGGAUUUUCAAUU
This is a messenger RNA of Rhizophagus irregularis DAOM 181602=DAOM 197198, 215 nucleotides long. NCBI's taxonomy places the organism in Eukaryota, Fungi, Glomeromycota, Glomeromycetes, Glomerales, Glomeraceae. The record is from RefSeq and is a predicted model, not a curated record.